Molecule: messenger RNA, 2595 nt
Organism: Impatiens glandulifera
Lineage: Eukaryota; Viridiplantae; Streptophyta; Magnoliopsida; Ericales; Balsaminaceae
Product: WD repeat-containing protein 44-like
Exons: 8
Coding region: 329-2470 (713 amino acids)
Molecular function (GO): protein binding
Source: RefSeq, a predicted model, not a curated record
GGUAUUGUACAGUAUCAAAGAGAGAGAGAGAAAGAACGAGAGAGAUCUCAUCCGUCCCAGUCGUCUUCUACGAAAUCCCGUUUCUGGAUUGAGGUUGUUACUGGUUUUCAUUCCGUUCAUACUGUGUGUUAUCUUCUUGCACAUUCCUGUUCGUUUUAGCGGGAAUUUUAGUUGAUUUCUGACUCGAUCUCUACCCUUAUCAACCGAGGGCCGGCGGAGGGGAAAAGGAAGACCUGUUUCUGGAAACGGAACUCUCCAGUGUGUUAGUGUGUAUCAGUUUGACCGCAAUGUUCUGAAAAGAGAUUUUUGUGGUCAUACUGAAUCAACUAUGGCAUUAUUGGCAUGUCAAAGUGAAGCUGAAGAUUGUUUUUAUGAUACACGCGAUGAGAUUACUUCAGUUUCUGAAUUGGGUUUGGAUAGCUUUGAUGAUUGUUGUUCCAGUCAUGCUUUUUUUGAUGAUGAUUAUGAACAUCUUGUUCGUGCAAUUUGGUUUAGAAGUCCAGAAAGUUCUUAUCUGCGUAGAUUGAGAUUAUUGAGGUGGAUGGGUUUACCUUCAGAUCAGAAUAAGUUUGAAGAAACAAAUAUUGAGAUUCACAGAACUACUGAUGAGAGUGGAGCUGCUGUAACCUGUGAUUCAUAUCUUGAAGGACCGGUUUCCUCUAUCAGAUUUUCUGUGAGAUCAAUUGAGGAUUCUGAGUUUCAGAUUAACAACAACUUUCUCUGCAGAAUCAAGAAUUUAAAUGAUGGGACAGAGUUUAUCAUAGACGACAGUCCCAAUGAGAUGUCUUCUGGAUUAAAUCAAGUGGGGUUGGAUAAAUUGAUUACAUUAGAAGAGCUCCAUAGAAAUUUUGGUUCAUCACCUUUUGUUCAGCAGUUCUUCCGUAGAGAAGCUGGUGGGGCACACUGUUCAUUUGAUUUGAAGAGAAAACAGAGGAAAAGUUGGCUACACAGGUUAAUUGGCAGGUCUUGUAUGUCGUUUAGUGUCCGUGAAUCCAAAGCAGUGUCUGUCGGAUUAAGUUCUUCAGAAGCCGGUGCUCUUAUGGGAAGAGUUCGAGUUCAUUCCAUGAACAAGAAGUUUAAGGAGUUAUCGGCUCUUUACGGAGGGCAAGAAUUUCCAGCCCAUGAAGGAUCAAUUUUGACGAUGAAAUUUAACCACGACGGACAAUUCUUGGCAACUGCUGGAGAAGAUGGUGUUGUUCGUAUAUGGAAAGUGAUCGUCGAUGAGAGACCGAGCAACUUCUCUGAUCAACUAACAGAUCCCUCUUGUCUUUAUCUUUCCAUAAACCAUCUUUCAAAACUAGUUCCACUAGAUGUAAACAAGGAAAAACUCAAUAAAAUGAGAAGAAUGAAGAAGUCUUUAGAUUCGUCUUGUGUCAUUUUACCACAAAAAAUCUUCCGGUUGAUAGAGGAACCAUUGCAUGAAUUCCACGGGCAUACUGGCGAGGUCUUGUCUCUCUCUUGGUCCAACAAAGGGUAUCUCUUAUCAUCAUCCUCAGACCAAACAGCUCGUCUAUGGAAAAUAGGUGAAAAUCAGUGCCUACGAUUAUUCCAUCACAAUAACUACGUGACUUCAGUAGAAUUCUGUCCAAAUGAUGAUAAUUACUUCAUCAGUGGCUGUAUAGAUGGAAAAGUACGCAUAUGGGAAGUUCAUGGAGGUCAGGUGAUUAAUUGGAUUGACAUGAAAGAUAUUGUAACUGCUGUUUCUUACUACCCAAAUGGAAAGGGCGCAGUUGUGGGAUUGAUGGAUGGGAGUUGUUGUUUCUAUGACAUUGUAGAUAAUCACUUGCAGCUAAAUACUCAAACAUGUUUGAAGGAGAAAAAGAAGUUAUCCUGCAAGAGAAUAAUUGGGUUUCAGUUUUCUCCUGUUGACCAGAGUAAAGUUCUCGUCACUUCCGCCAAUUCACAAAUUCGACUACUUUCUGGCUGCAAUAUCAUCUUCAAAUUUAAGGCCAGAAAAACUCUUGGAAGUCAAAUAAAAGCUUCCUUUACCAUGGACGGAAGACACAUUAUCUCAACAAGUGACGAUUCUCAAAUCUACGUAUGGGACUGCGACCAAGAAACCCCUUCAAAAACAAAGAAAAUCUACUCUAAAGAGACUUUCUCAUCACCAUUCUCAUCAAUUUCCACACCUUGGUCAAUCAUGAAUGUAUCAUCAUCUCCUUCACCCCCGUUUUCCGCAGAAAACUUGUCAAAAUUCGGUUUAGGCGAUCGUCUUCCUUCCUUGUCUACACCCUCACCAGAUUGCUUCUCCUUGAGCCGAACCCUCCUCUUUGAUCCAUUCAAAGGGUCGUCUGCAACUUGGCCUGAAGAGAAUCUCAUAUCCACAAUAAACAAAUCCAAGUAUAAAUUCUUCAAGAAUGCUUGUCUGAAUACAUCUGUUUCUCAUAUGUGGGGAGUCGUAAUUGUUACGUCUGGAUUGGAUGGGCGGAUCAGAACAUAUUGCAAUUACGGGUUACCUCUUCGGCUUUAAAAACCCAGGUUUUUCAUUAUAUAUAUAUAUAUAUAUAUAUAUAUAUAUAUUUUGUGUGUAGUUGAAGUUGAGGAAUGAGGUUACAUAUUCAUUUUAGGCCUUAAUCCACCAUUUUACUAUUUGCA